AGGGGCGAAUGAACGUUCCUUCCCAGUCAAAAUGGAUUAGACGGUAAGUGCCGUCAAUGGCGCUGAAAGAUAAGUAUUCAUUACACAAUAUGGAGAAAAAAAAAGGCUUUUAGUGUGUAACGUGGGGACGUAACCAGAGUGUUUUCGGCUUUUAUUAAUCUUGAAUUUUUUAAAAACUUAUAUUAACGUAUUCAUAUAUUUAUAAUUACAUAAGAAUAAUAUAAUGGUUUAUAAUUAAAGAUAGGGAAUUGCUAAUAUUUAUUUAUUUUUAAUUACCCAAAAUAGUCACUUGCCCUAAAAAGGUUAAAGGUCUAAAAGUGUCAGUGUCGAGCUGUCUAACGUAGGGACCGAUGUCAAUGAAGGGGUUAUUAAUAAUUCAUCCAUCCACACGAUUUCACGAUAUAUGAGAUGCACCUGUCAGUGGAUAAUCUUUUCGUACAGUAUUGGUCUUAUGACAAAUUUAGUUGCAAAAUAUAAAAACUAAUGGGGUUAUUUAAUUAUCAUUAUUGUUAACGUUAACAUUUCUUUUUAUUAGUAGUAAAGUUAUUUUUACUAUUUGUCCUCGAUGACCGGAAGCUCGAAGAAGGCACCGGAAGCCAUCCCGCAGUUUUCCCAAACACGGGUAAAAGGCAAUACGAAAAAUCGUUUGUUAGCUAAGUUAGCUGGUCCUAUUCACUUGAAGAUGGUUGCAUAGGUCCCGCAGAUGGAGGCCAAACAAGUUACAAGGGUGUACGGAGAAGUCAGCUCUUUCUCCACACCGUUUUCUGCUGAUGUUCGAGAAGAACAAGAAGGAGACAUUCAUCUGAUCACAGUGACGGCAGGGUGGAGUCAGACAGAUUUGGUGAGAGCAUCCAAGCUUUCUUACUCUCAGCAAUGGACUCUAAUUUCAACCCCCCAAGACCACCACCAGUACAUUAGAACUGUCUUCCCACCAGGACCAUGUGUACCUCUGUCCGGAGAAUUACUAAGCAGACUCUCACCCUCUGGUAACCUGAGGGCUGUGGUUCGAGACAAAGGUGGUGUCCUGCUGCUGGAGAUUUGGAACCAUCAUGGCCUCAGCAAAUGCCUCAACCUGAGUGCCCUCAACAAACAUGGCAGCAUAUACGAUGAUGUUCAGUUUGGUGUUCUGUCAUGGUCGGCAUGUGAGAGCAAGCUUCUCUACAUAGCUGAAAAGAUCAAAAACACAAAUGAGGAGUCUGUAUUAGGGAAGAAUAGGAAUGUAUACUUUGAAGACUGGGGGGAGGCGCUGACUAACAAGAGCACUCCCGUCAUUUGUGUGGUCAAUCUUUACAAUGGCUCAGUGGAUGUGUUACAAGGUGUCCCUGCUGACAUCUCACCGGGACAGGCUUGCUGGGCUCCUGGAGGUCAAUCUGUGUUUUUCAUUGGUUGGUACCAUGAACCUUUCAGACUGGGACUUAAGUUCUGCUCCAAUCGCCGGUCAGCCUUGUUCCAGCUUCACAUGGCUGGUCAGUGUGAGUGCUUGACGGGUGACAACCUGUCUGUGUCCUGUCCGAGGCUAAGCCCAGACGGGUCCACACUGGUCUACUUGCAGGGCGAAGUUUUUGGGCCUCACAGUCAGUGCCUUAGUCUGCAACAGUUGGACCUGAACAAUAGGAAGUCUUCCACACUAUUGGGUGUCGUCAAUAGGCCACUGAGUGAUGGAUUCAGUGGUGUUUAUGAGGCCCUGCCAUCUAGCUGUUGGUCUGCAGAUGGACAGAGGGUUUUGUUCAGCAGUGCAUGUCAGAACCGCAAGGAUCUCUUUAUUGUGGACAGAGGGUCAAAGAAAGUGUUUUGCCUUUCUAGUGGCCUGUCAAAUGCUACCAAGAUUUACGGUAGCUGGAAGCUAUUGACCAUACAGAAGGACCUGAUGGUCGUGUGUUGCUCCAGCCCCAACACACCUCCAACAAUGCUGGUAGGUUUCCUCCCUCCUGCAGGUGAAGUGGAUGCUGUCACCUGGUGCCCCCUCCAGGAACCAAGCAUCACCUUUGACUUCCAGUGGACAAUUCUGGAUUUGGAAACGCCAAGAGAAGAGGACAACCCUGACUAUCCUGGAUUAAAGUUUGGAGCGGUCCUGGUGAAACCAAGUGGUUCUCUCAGAGUAUCUCUGACACCUCUUGUAGUCUUUAUCCAUGGAGGGCCACACUCCCAGUUUGCUGCAGAGUGGAACAGCACUACCGCUGGUCUUGUCUCUCUUGGCUUUGCUGUGCUCAUGGUGAACUACCGCGGUUCCACCGGCUUUGGCCAAGACAGCAUUCUGUCCCUCCUCGGUCACAUUGGAAGCCAGGAUGUUAAAGAUGUGCAGAGGGCCGUGCUGGCUGUGCUGCUAAGUGACUCGACUCUUGACCCCAAACGCGUGGCUGUGAUUGGGGGUUCUCAUGGUGGUUUUCUGUCCUGUCACCUGGUGGCUCAGUAUCCAGAGUUCUACAGGGCCUGUGCAGCCAGGAAUCCUGUUGUAAAUGCUGCCACCUUGCUGGGUACCAGUGACAUUGUGGACUGGCGUUACACUUGUGUGGGCUUAAAGUACUCAUACAACCAGAGACCAACUGCAGAAGCCUUGGCUGCCAUGUUGGAAAAGUCACCUAUCAUACAUGCUGCGAAGAUCAAGGCUCCAGUGCUUUUGAUGCUGGGAGGCAAAGACAGGCGGGUGUCUCCUUAUCAAGGUCUGGAGCUCUAUAAAGUUCUCAAGAGUCAAGCAUCACCAGUCAGGUUACUGUGGUUUGCAGAGGAUGGCCAUUCUCUCUCGAGAGUGGACACACAAGCACAGUGCUUUCUCAACAUAGUGCUGUGGCUUCAACAACAUCUCUAACACCCCCCCACAUCUCAUGAUCUCUUGAAAUAUGUAGGCACUGCAAUAAAAAUAUGU
Corythoichthys intestinalis (scribbled pipefish) is the source of this 2863-nucleotide messenger RNA. RefSeq names its product S9 family peptidase (gene apeh2). Gene Ontology annotation, biological process: proteolysis. The record is from RefSeq and is a predicted model, not a curated record. The transcript has 23 exons. Gene Ontology annotation, molecular function: serine-type endopeptidase activity. Lineage: Eukaryota; Metazoa; Chordata; Actinopteri; Syngnathiformes; Syngnathidae. The coding region runs from base 704 to 2806 and encodes 700 amino acids.